AUGAUGGCACCAGCGUUUUGGUUAUUCUUCUAUUGCUAUUUUAUUCAUGAGAAGGUUUUUCUUUCUUUUUUUUCCCCCCUUCUUUGUGCAAUUGUAUCUAAUUCUUUAACCUCUCUGUCUUUUCCUGAUUUCUUUUUCUUUACUCUUCAUUUCAUCUAUCUUUUUCUAUUUUUUCUCAUUUUCAUGCAAUUUUAUCUACUUCUUUAUCCACUCCCUCUCUCUCUUUUCCUUUCUUUUCCUAUCUUUUCUCUUCUUUGUGUAAUUUUAUUUAAUUCUUUAUCCUCCCUCUCUCUCUGCACGUUUUUUCUCUACCCCUCAUUUCAUCAUCUUUUUCCUAUCUUUUCUCUUCUUUGUGUAAUUUUAUUUAAUUCUUUUCCUCCCUCUCUCUGCACGUUUUUUCUCUACCCCUCAUUUCAUCAGUCUUUUCCUAUCUUUUCUCUUCUUUGUGUAAUUUUAUUUAAUUCUUUAUCCUCCCUCUCUCUCUGCACGUUUUUUCUCUACCCCUCAUUUCAUCAGUCUUUUCCUAUCUUUUCUCUUCUUUGUGUAAUUUUAUUUAAUUCUUUAUCCUCCCUCUCUCUCUGCACGUUUUUUCUCUGUUUCUUUAUUCCUUGCUUUAUCACUUUUUAUUUUUUUUGUAUUUUUCUUGUCUCCUCACCACCUUCUACCUCUCUUUUUCUCACAUCUUUUAUUUUUCUGUCUGUCUGUCACUUUUCUUUUUUUUCUUUCAUUUCUCAGAAAUGA
Molecule: messenger RNA, 741 nt
Organism: Acanthosepion pharaonis
Lineage: Eukaryota; Metazoa; Mollusca; Cephalopoda; Sepiida; Sepiidae
Source: the annotation of a GenBank genome assembly